GAAGGAAGGAACUCCUCCCUAAAGGAUGUAAUGUCUAAUCUGACUACUUAAAAGAGGUGCUGAUUAGUAAAAAUGGGGUUGAUUGGGUUGGUUGAAUAAAAGUCCAAACUUAUUCCCUCAGCCAGUAAUUUUGGCUUAGUGCUUAAACAUACUGAGAACACUGCAUUACUUUACAAGAUUAUUCCUUAAUAUUUUCUCAAUACAACGGAAGAUGGUUUUCAAAAGAGAAAUGUCAAAGUUACUGCCUGGUGUAGAGACUUUUCUGUUUCUCUUUUUUUUUUAAUUUAUGAUUUAUUUAAACAUUUUUACGAAGAUACAUUACAAAGUAAGAAAAAACAAAGAACAAUGAAAAAAUGUUUAAACAUAUUUUGAGGGAGUGCCAUCUAAUAAUCAUAAAUCAUGCUGUCCAAGCAUCAUGAGAUCAAUAAGAACAUCCAUGGGGGACGGGAAGUCAGACAAAAGAUUAAAAUUAACAUUAAUUUAAUUUAUUCUAAUUAGUCUAAUUAAUCCAGUGCAGCAUAGAGCGCAUAUUCGCUGCCCUGUAGUAAAAUUGAAAAUUAGGGAGGGCCAAACCACCAAAAUGUUUUGUUUUCUACCUUUUCGGAUGCUUGGAGUCUUUUUAUUCCAUAUGAAUUGAGAAAUAGAACAAUCAAGUGUAGAGAAAAAAGUAUUUGGAAUAAAAAUUGGGAUACACUGAAAAAGAUAUAAAAAUGUGGGGAGCACAUGCAUCUUAAUACAAUUAAUUAUACAGGCGUGUGACAGGGGAAGAAGAGACCAACGGUGAAAAUCUUGUCUAAGACGACCGAGCAAUGGGGAAAAAUUAUGCUCAAAUAAUUCUGCAGAGCUUUUUGUCACAUGUAUACCCAAAUACUUGAAACUAUGUGAAGAUGCUUUUAAAGGCAAUGAUGACAGUGGGUACUCUGUGGCAGCACUAUUAAUAGGCAUUAAUUCACUUUUAUUCAGAUUUAAUUUAUAGCCUGAAAUUUGACCAAACUCUGUCAGCAAAGCUAGCACCGGGGGAAUAGAAUUGGUCGGGUCAGAGACAUACAGCAAAAAUCAUCUGCGUAUAAAGACAAUUUAUGCUCAACCCCCCACACACAAGCCUGAUCCAGUUUAUAAAUUGGUCACCAAAUCCAAAUCUCCUCAAGGUAUAAAACAAGUAAUCCCACUCAACUCUAUCAAAUGCCUAUUCAGCAUCCAUAGAGAUGACUAACUCUGGAGACUUUUUUUGGGAGGUUGAAUAGAGGAUAUUCAAAAGACAUCUAAUAUUGUGGAAAGAUUGCCUAUCUUUGACAAAACCUGUCUAAUCUGUUGAAAUAAUUGUUGAUAAAAGCGGUUUCAAUCGUCAUGUUAAUACUUUGGCUAGCAGUUUCACACCUGUGCAGAGUAAAGAAAUUGGACGGUAGUUACUACACUGAAGAGGAUCUUUGUCUUUAUUAGGAAUAAGGGAAAUAAUAGCCUGACGUAAGGAUUGGGAGAGGAUGCCAGAUUUGUAUGACUCAUUAAUCCUGUUUAGUGAAAGAGGGGACAGUUUAUCUGAGAAUGUCUUAAAAAUUUGUGCAGGGAAGCCAUCUGGGCCUGGACACUUUCCAUUCUGCAUCAGGUUCAGUGUAGUCUUAAUUUAAUCUAAAGUAAGGGGUUCUACCAGCUUGGAAACAGAAUUAGAAUUGAUAAGAGGAAUAUCAAGGGAGUUGAAAAUACUGUCAAAGUGAGCCUCAUUAGCUGUACUCUCAGAAGUAUAUAAAGAAAUGUAGAAGUCCCUGAAUUGGUCAUUAAUAUUAAGGGGGUUCAUUAUAGGUGUAGAAAAUUGAGUAAUAUGAUGCGAGGAGGUGGACUGGCGUAGCUGGUGUGCAAGCAAUUUACUUUGGUGAUUUAUCACCAAAUUCAUAAUAGUUAUAGCAGGACUUGUGUAAAGCUUCAAUUGCUUCAUUGCUAACAGACUGAACUUGGCUUUAGUUAUAAGAAGUUUAUUAAAGAGAUCUGAGUUGGGUGAAUCUACAACACUGGAUUGAAUCUCUGCCAGAUUUCUAGAUAAAUAAGAGCUCCUCUCAGUUGCAUUUUUCCUUUGAUAGGCUGUAUAAGAUAUAAUUUCUCCUCUCAGAAAGGCUUUGCAUGUUUUCCAUAUUGUGGAAUAUAUGACAGCUGAAAUAUCGGAGGAAACGUUUGUCGAAAUAAAAACAUCAAUACUAUUGUUAAUAACUUUUACAAAAUUUGGGACAUUAAGUAACAAAGUAUUGAAACGCCAAGGAGACCUAGAGGUUGACCUGCCAGGAAGUGAAAGGUACACUGUAACGGCCGCAUGAUAUUAAAUUACUAUAGGGUAGUAGAUGCAUUAACAAACGAGUGGAAGCAGCUUAUUGUCAUAAAGAAAAUAAUCAAUCCGAGAGAAGGUAUGAUGAAGGGGGGGAAUAAAAUUGUUUUGCAUUAGAAUUGAAAAAGCAUCAGACAUCAUCAGAAACUGCAUAUUGUUCCAUAAACAGCUGAAUUGUUUUGGAGGAUUUAAAUUGUACUCUGGGUUUAGAAGAAGAACAGUCCAAGAGAGGAUCUAAACAACAGUUGAAAUCCCCACCUAGAAUAAGUUGGCUAAAACUUAAAUCAGGGAGCGAGAACAAAUAUUUUUUGAAAAAAACCUCAUUAUCCCAAUUAGGUCCAUAUACGUUGGCCAGGACCAAAUUAACUCUGUUUAUCUGGCCUGUAAGAAUAAAAAGUGCCCAAUAGGGUCUGAAAUGACCUUGCAGACGGAAAAUUAUACUGACUUAUGAAUGAGAAUAGCUACACCCUGCGACUUACUAGGGAAAGUGGAGUGGUAAACCUGGCCUACCCAGCCCCUUUUGAUCUUUAGGUGGUCUGCUGGCCUAAGGCAAGUUUCUUGAACAAAAGCUACUUUGGUAUUUAAAUGUUUCAAGUGAUUAAGAAUUUUAUUAGGCUUUACCGGUGAAUUAAGCCCUUUAACAUUCCAGCUGAUGAGUCUUAGUGCACCACUAGGAGCUUUUGUGUUGCUCAAUGAAGACAUAAAAUUAUGUUAUAAACAAAAUGACCACUCCCCAACAGCCGGCAUCCCUUGCUUGUAACACAUGAGGAUGAAAAAUGAAGAAGUUUGCACCCAAUAAGUGACAAGUAUAAGUGAAAAAUAAAACAACCUAAACCCACCCCUAAACCCUGUUCCAAAUGCUGACAAAAAGGCCAGCAUCAGGAUACACUGUACCAUUUUAACCAGCAAAUUUCCUAACUCCUAGACCUCCCUACAUUGGGCAACAAAACAUCAUGAACAUAUUUAUACAAAAAUUGUUGGAUACCACAGUCGAUUGCAUAACAAUUGACUAAGUAGUCAAUUGACAUUACAAAAACAUGGAGUAUAAUAGAUAGAACACUAAUAAUAAAAAGCAGAAUCAUUUUAAAACUAUAUACAGAAGUCAGGUGGACAGUAUAAGUAAUGGACGUUAUCGUAUCGUAAGAGCUACAAUGUCUUUUGUAGCUGAGAUGUUCCACAAAUAUCAAGAACACUUUAUCAAAAAGUUAGCUUUCAGACUAAAAUAAAGUAAAUAGUGUAGUUUUUUUACAUUUGCCCGUUUAAAUAACCAUUACGUUGAAAACUAAAAUUUGGUUAACCAUACCAGUGUUUAUGCCAAAGGAGAGCGGAAAAAGAGGCCACAGAAAACUAACAAGACCGGCAAACUGGCGAAUAAAUGAGGGCAAGUAGGCACCAAACUAAAACAAAUGCCUGUCAACUUGAAGCUCCGUUCCAUGUCCAGUAUUUCAAUGUAAACAAUUCUGUGUUCAGACCCACGAACAAAGUUAUUGGCUUCAGUAGUAGACAGCAACCAUUUCUUCUCACCGUUUGAAAGUGUAAUGCACAGUCUGGCUGGGAAAAGAAGAGCAAGCUUGAGUCCUCAUUUGUAAAGUUCCGACAUAGUGUCUUUGGACUCGGCACGCAGCUUCAGAACAUCGGGGCUGUAAUCCUCGGAGAUCCGGAUCCUGUGUCCUUGAUAAGACAGAUCGCCUUUUUUGCGAGACUCGCGAAUGACCAUGUCCUUCAUUUGGAAGAGAUGAAAUCGCAAUAGAACAGGUCGCGGUCUCUGCCCCGGGACAGGUUUGGGUGUGAGGCUUCGGUGAGCUCUGUCCAUCUCGGGCGGCAAAGAUAGAACCUGAGGGCCGAGAACCUCAACAAGGAGCUGGGAGAAGAAGGUCGUUGGAUGCGGACACUCGAUGAACUCAGAUUUUCCAAGUAGCAGAGAGUGGGGACAGGAGUCUGUGGAUAGUGUGAAGAUUCUCUCUAGGUGUUCCUCAUAUAGCUCGAUGACCAUGGAGUCGGGAGCCGAUGCCCAGCAGGGUGCAGACACUGCUGUCUCUGAGACUGAGAGCCAUCAGAUCACCCAGGCUCAAAUCGCCACUCUUGCACAGGUGACCAUGUCUGCAGGACACGGUAGCGCCACAGCACCCACAGUCACACUGGUGCAGCUACCCAAUGGUCAGACGGUGCAGGUGCAUGGAGUGAUCCAAGCUGCUCAACCUUCAGUCAUUCAGUCGCCACAGGUGCAAACUGUCCAAAUUUCCACUGUAGCAGAGAGUGAAGACUCGCAGGAGUCGGUGGACAGUGUGACUGACUCUCAAAAACGGAGAGAGAUCCUUUCUAGGCGGCCCUCGUAUAGGAAAAUCCUAAAUGACCUGUCAUCAGAUGCUCCAGGAGUUCCGAGAAUCGAAGAGGAGAAAUCCGAGGAGGAUGCUGCACCUGCCAUCACUACAGUGACCGUGCCAACCCCAAUAUAUCAGACCAGCAGUGGCCAGUACAUUGCCAUUACGCAGGGUGGAGCAAUUCAGCUGGCGAAUAAUGGCACAGAUGGAUUGCAGACUCUAACCAUGACCAAUGCAGCAGCUGCACAGCCUGGCACCACCAUCCUGCAGUAUGCCCAGACCAGUGAUGGUCAACAGAUACUGGUGCCCAGCAAUCAAGUGGUGGUACAAUCUGCUUCUGGAGAUGUUCAGGCCUAUCAAAUCCGCACUGCACCCACCAGCACUAUUGCCCCAGGUGUGGUCAUGGCCUCCUCCCCUGCCCUGCCAAGCCAAGGAGGUGCUGAAGAGGCCACACGCAAAAGGGAGGUUCGUCUCAUGAAGAACAGAGAGGCUGCACGUGAGUGCCGUCGGAAAAAGAAGGAAUAUGUCAAGUGUCUGGAGAACCGUGUGGCUGUUUUGGAGAACCAGAACAAAACACUUAUCGAGGAACUCAAAGCUCUCAAAGACCUGUACUGUCACAAAUCAGAGUGAUAACUGUUUCCUUUCAUUCUGAUGGACUUGUGUGUACAGAGACUAAAGGGCGAGUCAGCCAGAUGCAGACGCAUGUUUUCUAAAUGUUUUCAUAUUUUAAAUUGCUGCAGAUUGCCUGUAUGAACACACAAAUACGUGAGGGAACAGAACAAAAGCCCCCCUGGCCAAAAAAAUCUCUUUUACAAUUAUUGGAUCAUGUCAGAAAAUCCCGAAAAAUUGGUUGUGGACUUAUAAACACAAGUACGUUCCAGCCAUCUUUACUCCUGAACUCAAACCAAGACUUGGAGGAGGGGUUUGUGGGACAACUUUUAAAAGAGAUUUUAAAAAAUGAAAAUGAACAUGAUUUAACUGAAAUCUCUAUAGUAUGGUAUAAAUCAUUGCGCAAGAUUUUCUCUUAACUAAGAAUGGAGUUGGCAUCAUUCCCUGUUGAAAUUCAAAAAGUUUAACGUGUCUGACUGUUACUUUUAUUUUGUGGAUAGUGCUCUUGUGUUUUAAUUUCAUGUUUUAUCUUUAAUUAUCAACAAGCUUUCAAAACUAUAUAAAAGUAUGAAUAUUGAUUUAGAGAAUAUAUGACAUUUAUUAACUGAUAUAUUAGUGUUGUAUACAAAGCAUGUAUAUUUCAUUUUGAACAAUUUUGCUCAUUUUAGAUGUCAAACUGAAACUUUCCCAACUAAUUUAAUUACUAACCAUACUGCCAUUGCAGUAGCAACAGUUGCACAAACACAGUGGAAAGUGGUUAUUGUAUAUUUGCCAUUUGGUCACUGACACAAAAAAAAUAUAACGGUUGCAAAUACAGGAAUUUCGCACACCAACAUAAACUUGUCAGGUUGAGACAUUUCUUCACAUUUGUAUUGAACGAAUUUGGUAGAUCACUUUUGUGUUAUCCUUUGUAUAUCAUAGAACUAUUGGAUGGAAUACUGCAUUCUAUCUCUGGCAUUACUAGGCCAAAGCAUGUUUUAUAAACAUUACAUUAUUGAUUUUUUUUAUCAUGAUAUGGUAAAUUUUUCCAUUACAUCACUACAAGUCGAUGUCUUUGUAUUUGAUAACGUGAUCACAUAUGUAAAGAAUACAUGUUACUAGUCUAUAAUGGCAUAAGCAUUUUGGCAGCUAUUUCAUAAAAAAAGACAUUUACAAAUGAUUUCUCUUCGUUUCUUUUUGUCCUUAAUGCGUUUGUCCGCGUUUUGUUUGUCCAAGCUUUUUUUUCUUUUUCUUUAUUUUAUUUUUUUACUAAAUGUUUGCCUUUAUUAACAUUUGACAUUUACAAGUUGCCUCAGUUAACCCCAAAUAUUUCUGUCCUGUCUUUGAACUUGGUGGAGGAUUCAAAAGUUUAAAUAGCAAUGAUGUUUAACAGCAAAGGGAUAACACUUUCACUGACUUUUGACUGGAAUAUGACAUUUUGCUGUAUUUUCUGCAUCGAGGACUGAAAGUCUUCAAGCAUAAACUGAAAGAGGCUAGUAAAUAAUAAGUUUGCAUAUUACAUAUUAAAAAUGCCUGUUAACAAUUCCAAGACAUAUUGCUUUGCAAUGAAAUGUACCUUUUGUCAUCUUUCCUGUCUAUACUGUCAUUUAUGUGCUCAACUCUAGUGUGACAAAUUAGAGAAGCAAUCUCUCCACAGCACUAACUCACAGCCCAGGUCUGCACUUUAGCUGUGCUUCUACAAGCUGACACCACCUGCACACUGAACCUGAUUUACUUUGCAAAACCAAUUAUUUUCUGAAAUGAGAACUCCUAAUUCUGAAUUGGCUCAUUUAAGACUGUUUGUAAAUGUAUUGGUCUCAACUUUCAGACAAAAGCUCAUUUUGUCUGUUUUCAGUGAUAGUAGGAUGUUUCUCUAUAAACUUAAUGUACUGUUUAUUUUUGCACUUUUUUGAUUGUAUCCAACCUAUGUAUUGAGGUUGACCUACUGCCAUGCUGGCUAGAACAUUUGGUUGCCUUCAUGCAUUCUCAAGGCCAAUCAGUCAAAAGCAAUGGUUGAUGUUAAGAUCCCACUCGGAUGAACACAUCAUGCACUUUUUGUAUGAUAGCUUUCACCUUUUGGACACUAUUUACAGUGAUGGUAGGGUUUUAUAGUGUUUCAAAGGUCUAGAAAUGUAUUGUUUAUACUCUGUGUGACAUGACUUAUAUUUUUAAAAGCUUUGCACUCUAUAACUGUAUCAUUACAAUUGUGUAUACUUGUUGCUCCCCCCUACCUCCCUUUUGUACAAAAUAAUGUAAAUCUUUAAUAAACUAAUAAUACUAAUACUGA
This is a messenger RNA of Myxocyprinus asiaticus (Chinese sucker), 7507 nucleotides long. RefSeq names its product cyclic AMP-responsive element-binding protein 1-like. Gene Ontology annotation, biological process: regulation of transcription by RNA polymerase II. The transcript is spliced from 9 exons. Gene Ontology annotation, molecular function: DNA-binding transcription factor activity, RNA polymerase II-specific; protein binding; cAMP response element binding. Bases 4207 to 5262 code for a protein of 351 amino acids. Gene Ontology annotation, cellular component: ATF4-CREB1 transcription factor complex; nucleus. The record is from RefSeq and is a predicted model, not a curated record. Lineage: Eukaryota; Metazoa; Chordata; Actinopteri; Cypriniformes; Catostomidae.